AGUCUCUGAAAAAUCAAACAGAAGUCAGCUUUGAGUACUGCGUGACUAACCAGGCAGCCAUCCCAGUGGCCAUAGCUGAAGACUGCCUCAGAGGGCUCAGCAGGGGUGAUUUGUUGGCUUGUUUGAGAGAAGAUCUCAUGUAGCCCAAGGGCUGAAAUUUUUUGUUGGAGAAAUGUCUUCCGAGUCAGAAAAAGAUAAAGAAAGACUGAUUCAAGCUGCCAAAGUAUUCUUCUUCCACAUACAAGAUCUGGUUUCCUUCAUAAACAGGUUCGUGGAGCUGUUCAACGUCACGAUGAAGACUCAGAUCCUCCCCAUGGCUGUGAAUGAAGAGAGCUGCAUUAAAGACUUCUUUGAACAAAUGAUCAAAAAUUUUAAAGAGAUGCAACUGAUGGUGGAUGGGAAGCACACACAAACGCAAAAGGAGCCUUUGUGUUCCAAGGUGCUGACUGCUGUGACCUCUGCCGCGGAGAAGUGUGCUAACAUCGCUCCACACCACACAGCAGAAGAAAUGCUCAAAAACAUCCAGACGUCAGGUGCUGCCUUGCUCCUGAAGAACAGUCACAUUCUUGCAAAUCUAGAAACUUCUCUCUCACUCUUGAUGCAGUUCCCCAUCAUGGGUCUCCGAUUAAGUGACCUCUAUAGAGAGGAGACCAAAGGGCGGACAGAUGUCCCCACAGAUGCCCCCACAGGUUCCCCCACAGAUGCCCCCACAGGUGCCCCCACAGAUGCCCCCACAGAUGCCCCCACAGGUGCCCCCACAGAUGCCCCCACAGGUGCCCCCACAGGUGCUCCCACAGGUGCCUCCACAUCUGAGAAAAGCACAAGUCCAGACCGUCCCACAGCCACCUCAGAGGAAACCUUGAAGAAGCUGCAGGGUGUGCUCACAACGGAGAAUGCCCACGCCCCGGUCGAAGCAGCCGCAGAUGAGCUGGAACAGUUUGUCAAGACUAUGCAGAUGACUUUACAGGCCCUCCAGAAAUCCAUAAAGACCAUGGAAGGGGAUAUCUCUGUACUUACACAGGCCCAGGGCAAGUAGAGGAAAAUGUGUUCCUUUCCAAAUGAAAAUCAACUUGAGUUCUCGAACUUUUUCAUGGUACUGUGUACAUGUCAUUGAUGCUAUGUAUUCCGUGUGUUAGAACCCAAGGGCGGAGUCAUCGCGUGGCAAACCACUUACCUGUAGUUCUGCUUUGUUAGAUGAAAAAGGAAUAACCAAGAAAGUCUGCUUAAAAUGGCAGUGACUGAAUAGAACGUCCUGCUGUAAGGAUCCAGGCAGAAUUACACUCGGGGAUAGUUCUAAGUUGUUGCACUUAAAGCAUAAUUAAAGCUACUGAUCUCUCCUGCUCACACGUCUUAUCUCCAAUGGCAACAGUGUGAUGUCCAGGUAAGUGUUGGCAUUACCAUAUGGCAAUCUAUUCACUUCCAUAUGGUAAUCUAUACCUAACGGUAAUCUAGAAGGCAUGACUCUUCAAGCUUAGGAAGUAGACAAACUGCGUCUGUCCUUCAUGCUGAUAUAGGCUGAUAGCAGAGUCUCAUGGUCACCUUGUUGUGAUUUCCAGGUCCCUGCAUCCUGGGACAAAAAACUGGACAGAGAAAUCUAUACUGUAGCAGAAGUCGAGUCUGUUAAAGAAGGAUGUGCUUUCAGAGAGGAAGUGGGCCAGAGCUGAGAGGGAGGUUUAGAUGCUCAGCGGGGUCAUUCUGGGAGGGUUGUGACCUUGAUGGACACUUGCAUAGUGCCAGCUUUCUCACGGUUUUUGUCAUGGGCCG
This is a messenger RNA of Apodemus sylvaticus (European woodmouse), 1764 nucleotides long. RefSeq names its product chromosome 2 C12orf60 homolog (gene C2H12orf60). The record is from RefSeq and is a predicted model, not a curated record. NCBI's taxonomy places the organism in Eukaryota, Metazoa, Chordata, Mammalia, Rodentia, Muridae. Bases 173 to 1036 code for a protein of 287 amino acids. The transcript is spliced from 2 exons.